AUGGAGCUCACACUACUCCGCUCAACUCUACCGACCACUCUCAUCAUCCUACUGCUUUUCUCCGCUGCGCGGCGAAGCGCGGCGAGACACCGCGCCAUCGACCGCCCCGGCUUCGCCGCACCGCAGCAGGCCCGGGACGCGGUCUCCGCGAGCCUGGGCGCGGCGCGCGGCGCGCUGGCGCUGGUCGCGCGCUCGUCGGGGGAUGGCCCCCGCGCGCCGGCGCCGCCCGAGGCCGCCGCGCUGGGCGACUGCGCGGUCGCGCUGGGCGACGCGGUCGCGCAGCUGCAGCGGUCCCUGGACGCGCUGGGGAAGCUGCCGCGCGCGCGGCCGUGGGCGGAGGUGGACGACGCGGAAACGUGGGUGAGCGCCGCGCUCACGGACGAGAACAUGUGCGCGCAGGGGUUCGCGGCGGUGGAGGGGGAAGGGGAGGUGAAGAGCGCGGUGGCGCGGGGCGUCGCCGACGCGGCGGAGCGCACCAGCAACGCGCUCGCGCUCAUCAACGGGCUCAGAACCACCGCACCCUGA
Messenger RNA from Ananas comosus (pineapple), 525 nucleotides. Its product is annotated as 21 kDa protein-like. NCBI's taxonomy places the organism in Eukaryota, Viridiplantae, Streptophyta, Magnoliopsida, Poales, Bromeliaceae. The transcript has a single exon. The record is from RefSeq and is a predicted model, not a curated record. Gene Ontology annotation, biological process: negative regulation of catalytic activity. The coding region runs from base 1 to 525 and encodes 174 amino acids. Gene Ontology annotation, molecular function: enzyme inhibitor activity.